AUGAGGACACACACAAGAGAUACUCCUCAUCACUGCUCUCAGUGUGGAAAGAUAUUUAUUCAGUUAGGGAACUUAAAAAUACAUGAGAGAAUACACACAGGAGAGAAGCCUCAUCCCUGCUCCCAGUGUGGAAAGAGUUUUAACCGGAAAGAAUACCUGAAAGAGCAUGAGAGAAUACACACAGGAGAGAAGCGAGAUAGACCUUUCCAAUGCUCCCAGUGURGAAAGAGUUUUUCCUUGUUAGCGAGCCUGAAUAUACAUGAGAGGACACACACAGGAGAUAAGCCUCAUCACUGCUCCCAGUGUGGAAAGAGUUUUAACCUGAAAGGACAACUGAAACAGCAUGAGAGAAUACACACAGGGGCGAAGCCCUACCACUGCUCCCAAUGUGAAAAGAGUUUUGCUUGGUUAGGGGACCUGAGAAGACAUGAGAGGACGCACACAGGAGAGAAGCCUCAUCAUUGCUCCCAGUGUGGAAAGAGUUUUAACCAGUUAGGUCACAUGAGAAGACAUGAGAGAAUACACACAGGAGAUAAGGAUGUAGGCUGCGGAACAGUAAAGGGUGGCUACUUUGAAGAAUCUCAAAUAUAAAAUAUAAUUUGAUUUGUUUUACA
This is a messenger RNA of Salvelinus sp. IW2-2015, 614 nucleotides long. RefSeq names its product zinc finger protein 25-like. NCBI's taxonomy places the organism in Eukaryota, Metazoa, Chordata, Actinopteri, Salmoniformes, Salmonidae. The record is from RefSeq and is a predicted model, not a curated record. Gene Ontology annotation, molecular function: RNA polymerase II cis-regulatory region sequence-specific DNA binding; DNA-binding transcription factor activity, RNA polymerase II-specific. Gene Ontology annotation, biological process: regulation of transcription by RNA polymerase II.